UCCAUAGCAUAAACAGCUGGGCUGGCAGGUUACGUCGAUUUUUGUUACGAAAAUUUGAGGAAAUUUUGUCCAAGGCGUGCUUGAAUUAAAAACAAACACAGAAUGUCCAACAGUCAUUUGUUUUUAAAGUCUGGCUUCCCACGGGCUCCCCUGCAGAAUGGACUGGGACGUUACGUCUGCCAACUGCAGCGAAUCACGCUUAAAUUCUGCAAGAACAAUGGCUCCAGCAAAGGCAUGCGAGAUUUCAUCGAGAACCACCUGGUGGACUUUGCCAAGGAAAAUCCCGGAAUUGUGGUCUAUGUGAAGCCGCGUCGCCACCGCACACCAGUUUUGGUUGGCGAGUAUUUGAAUGGUGAUCGCGAGUGGCUGAGCUGCCGCAACAGCAGCCAGGAGGAUAUAACCAAGUGGGUCGACCUAUUAAAGACACAAAACGGCUCCUCCAGCUCAUUGCGUCUGCGUAAAAUGUGGCACACUGAUGUACCAUCGAUCCAAGGGCCCUGGACGCCGUUCAUGUUACGCUCCCCCGAAGCCCUCGGCCAGCAAUAUCCCAGUGUUGAGGCAUCUAAGCCGCUGGAUGCGCCACAAACUGCCACCGAGAAGCUCAUUGAACUGUUCCGGCAGCAGCAACUGGAGACUGAGGAUGUGUUAAGCCAAAAACGUGCAGAGUGAGCAAGGGAGGUGCAGGUGUAGGUGUAGUAUUUAAGAAUGAAACAAACCUAGUUGAUUUUUGGUAAUUGUUGCUUUUAUUUUCUUACACAACAUAAUGCUGUUGGUAAAACAAUAAAUAUUUAAUAUCUAAA
Drosophila obscura is the source of this 800-nucleotide messenger RNA. It is a transcript of the gene mRpL43, whose product is annotated as 39S ribosomal protein L43, mitochondrial. The record is from RefSeq and is a predicted model, not a curated record. The transcript has 3 exons. Bases 103 to 669 code for a protein of 188 amino acids. Gene Ontology annotation, molecular function: structural constituent of ribosome. NCBI's taxonomy places the organism in Eukaryota, Metazoa, Arthropoda, Insecta, Diptera, Drosophilidae. Gene Ontology annotation, biological process: mitochondrial translation. Gene Ontology annotation, cellular component: mitochondrial large ribosomal subunit.